This is a messenger RNA of Plasmodium reichenowi, 5898 nucleotides long. RefSeq names its product putative membrane protein. Lineage: Eukaryota; Apicomplexa; Aconoidasida; Haemosporida; Plasmodiidae. Gene Ontology annotation, cellular component: nucleus. Gene Ontology annotation, biological process: box C/D snoRNP assembly. The annotation marks the transcript as partial. The transcript has a single exon. The record is from RefSeq and is a predicted model, not a curated record. Gene Ontology annotation, molecular function: RNA binding.
AUAAAUAACAUAGUUGAAUAUAUAAACCAAGAAGAGAAAAAAAAAGUGAAUUGGACAGAGAACCUGAGAUAUGAAACACAGAAAAUAAAAUUCAAAGAAACAAUAAAUAAAAUGAGCAUAACAGAAAAUAACUUGUCAUAUGCAAGUAGAAGAAUAUUUAAUAAAGUCUUUGAAAAAGACAUAUCAUGCAAAAAAAAAAAAAAUAUAUGUCAAAAUAAUGUUGAAGAAAUAAAAGAUGAUGGAAAUUAUGUAACUGCAUCAUAUAAAACAAAUAAAGAAAUAAAAAAAGAAAAAUACGAAAACAUUUUAAUUAAUAAGAUUAAAAAUAAUGUGGAAUUUUUUUUAUCAAACUUUUCUGUUCCUUUGGAUAGUCCUCUUUAUAUAAAAGGAGAGAAAAUUAAAGACCAAGAAAAUGAUGAUAUGUUAUCGUUAUCUGAAAACGUGAUUACAAAAAGUGUAAAAGAUAUAAAAAAUAUCAACAUAUAUGAACAUAAUAAUAAUAAUAAUUAUGAUGAUGAUGAUCAAUAUAUAUCUUGUGAAAAAAAAAAUAUAAACAAUACAUAUAGUAAAAAACAAGUUAAUUAUCUUAAAAUAAAUUGUAACGUUAUAGAAAUAAAUAAUUGUGGAAAGGAAAUUUUUAAUAAAUAUAUUAUUUUACAAAAUUGUUCUUCAAGUAUAAUACUUUACAAAAUAAUAUUUAGAAAUAAAAUUUUAUUAAAUAAUAAUAAAAUAAAAUUAAACGAUGUUUUAUAUUAUGAUGUAAAUAAAAAUGUUACUCUUUUUAUAUAUCCUAAUUCUGGUUAUAUAAAACCAAAUGGAAGCAAACAAAAAAUAUUGUUAACAUUUAUAUUUAAAUAUUUUGUUAAUAGUUUUGGAUGUAUAACUAUAAAAUAUUAUUGUAAUAAUAAUAUAUUUAAAGAAUAUGUAUAUAUAUAUAUAAAUUCAUUUUUUACUAUUAAUCACACGGAUCAAAGAAAUGAUUUCGAAUAUAAUAUGAAAGACGAUAAAUUAAAAGAUCAAGACGUUUUAUAUAACCAUCUAAUGGAUACUUUACAAAGUGAUCCAAUGAAACAUAUUACAAAUAUAAAAAAAGAAAAAUUUUAUAUUUAUAAAAAAAAAAAAAAUAUAUAUGAAUCUAUAUAUGACAUAAUAAAUAAUAUAUAUAGAUUAAAAAUAAAAGAAAUUUGUAAUAUAUUAAAUUUUAUAAACUCUAGUUAUAAUAUAAAACUUAAUCAUACAAAUAUACAAACUUUUCUUGGAUUAUUAAGUAAAACUAAUAAUUCUACAUCAUUUAUAAAAUUAAAUUAUUAUAUAAAAAAAAUGUUAUGUCAAAAUAAAAUAAUUAAACUUAAUCUUCAUAAAUAUAAAUACAAAAAAAAAAAAUGUAAAUAUAAAAUAUAUAAAUAUAAAAUAUAUAAAUAUAAAAUAUGUAAAAGGAAAAAAAAGUAUAUGAACACUUAUAAAAUUUAUUAUCAAUAUAAAACACAUAACCUAAAAAUUGUUCCUUUUUAUAAAAAGAAAACAACACACUGUAAUAAUAUUAUACAAUUUAAUAAAUAUAAAAAAAUAGACAAUCAUAAUAUUUCUUUUUAUAAAAGACAUAGACAUAUUUUACUUUUGUUAAAUAAUAAAGAAAAUAAAAAUAUAGAAUCCUUUUUUAAUUAUAUGAAAUUUAAAUUUCUUUCAUCUCUUAAAAUGUAUACAAAUGAUGAACACAUACAAUUUUUCAUGUUCCACUUUUUUAUACAUGAAUAUUCUGACUUUAUAAAAAAAGGAAAUAUAAAUCAAUACAUUCUAUCUAAAAAAAAAAAAUAUAUAAUAAGAAACCAUGAUAAUUGUGAAAAACAAACAAAAAAAUAUAUAUAUAUAUCUAAUUAUAAUAUCACGCAUUAUAAAUAUAUAAAUAAUUUAUAUGAAAAAAUUUAUAACACAUUUAAUCAAAAGAAAGAAUAUUCUUUCCAUAUUUUUUUAUAUAUCAUACGAACCUAUGUAUGCCACCUAAUUUCAUACUAUAAAAGAAUGAACUGCUUUCCUCAUAUGUAUAAAAAUAAAAAUAAUACAACUAUUGUAGAAAAAGAACAAGAGAUAGAAAAAAAAAAAACAAUUCCAAUUUAUGAUAUGGAAAAACAUAUUUUACAUAAUAAUAGAUUAAAUAAAAAUAAUAAAGAAGAGAAAGAUGAGAAAAAAAUUGAGUUUAUACAUUUUUUAAAUUAUACUAGUAAUCAGCUUUGGCUAGAUUUAUAUAACCCUUGUCUUAAAUAUUUAAAAGAAAAAAAAAAUUCCUUUUUUUUUAUUAAUUUUAUGUAUCUCCAGCAUAAAUUAUGUAUAUCCCCUAUGUUUUAUUUUUUUUAUUAUAUUGAAUUAAUAAGAUAUGUGUACUGUUUGUUUAAGUGGAGGCUUAGGAAAAUGAGCAACACAAAUGGUGGUAACAACAUAAAUAAUGGUAACAACACAAAUGGUGGUAACAACACAAAUGGUGGUAACAACAUAAAUAAUGGUAACAACAUAAAUAAUGGUAACAACACAAAUGGUGGUAACAACAUAAAUAAUGGUAACAACACAAAUGGUGGUAACAACACAUGUAACAUUGAUCAUUCGUGUUGCUAUAAAGCCCAGCCUAAUAUUUCAGAAAGCAAAAACAUUUUCAUCCAUAUGGAUAAUAAACUUUUAAGUGAAAUUAUCAAAUAUAUAUACGAAUUGUAUACAUCCAAUAAAAAUAAUGAUCAUGUCAACAAUAUAAAAGAAUGUAUUAUAUAUUUGAUUUCUUCUAUACUCAUGUAUGCACAGAAGGAUGUAAAAAAUAUGUAUAUCUUUAUCGAUUACAUGUUUAUUUAUAAUCAUCAUAAAAAUAAAAACAAUAACAAUAACACCACACAAGGGCAAAAUAAUAAUUUGGAUAUGGAAACUUUUUAUUCGAAUAUUUUUAUUUUUUUUAUUUUUCCUCAUUUAAAAGAAUAUAUAGAUAACUUAGGAACACAUAUAUAUAAAUUACAUCUUAUAAAAAAUGAACAAGACAUACUUUUAUUCUUUAAAAAUAUAUUUAAUUAUAUAAAUUAUGAAGAAAAUGAUUCUAGUCUUUAUGAUGAUAAUAAAAUAAUUGACACUGGUGUAAUACAAAAUACUUGUCCUUCAAAAGAAAUGAAUAUAUCCAGCUUUGAUAAAAUAAACAAAUUUGAAGAUAUAAAAAAUAUGGAAGAGACUAACAUUCCUCUCUUUUUUAAAAAUUUUAAAAAUCAAAAUGUUCAAAAUGUUCAAAAUGAUCAAAAUGUUCAAAAUGAUCAAAAUGUUCAAAAUGAUCAAAAUGAUGAUAUACAUAAUGAUAAUGAUAAUAAUAAUAAUAAUAAUAAUAAUAAAGAGCAGGGAGAUAUAUGGUUUAUAUUUAAUAAAGAAGAAUUCAGCCAAAUUAUUUAUGAACAGUAUUAUCUAGAAUUAAAUGAAGCGAUAAAGAAAAAAUUAAAGAAUCUCAAAUGUUUAUAUAAAGUUCGAUCCAAGGAACACGAGGAAAACAAAAAUAUAAAUAUGAAUACAUAUAAAUAUAUAAACAAUCUUCAAAACCGGGUAGAUAGUAUCGUAGAAACUAAUAAUGCAUCUAAUAGUGAAGAGAAAAAAAAUAAAAAGAAAAAAAAUAAAAAAAAGAAAACAAAGAAAAUAAUUAAAGAUAAUGAUAAAGAUGAUGAUAAAUAUGAUGAUAAAUAUGAUGAUAAAGAUGAUGCUAAAGAUGACGAUAAUAAUAAUAAUUAUAACAAUAAUAAUAAUAUUAAAAAUUCAUCCAACGUAACACCUUAUGACAGUCAAAAGAAAAAAAAACAAAAAUCGAAAGAAUGUAAUGAAUCUAAAGAGUUGAAAGAGUGUAAAAGUAUAAAACACAAAUUUAUAAACUUUCAUUUUAUAAAAUUGUUUGAUAUAUUAAAUAUACAUACAUAUAUUAUAGAUGAUAAAAAUAUGUUAAAUAAUAUAUUAUCAAUGGAUUUAUCGAAGGAUAUAAAUAUACAAAUAGGUUUAUGUGUACAUAGAAUAAUAUAUUGUCUUCUUUAUAUUUUUAAUUUUAUAUCUCUUAGUCAUAUAAAUAUAUUAUAUAAUAAUUAUUCUUAUUUAAAAUAUUUCUUGUUUGAUGCUUAUAUCGAAUAUAAUUUAGAGUAUAUUUAUAAAUUAUAUUAUUUUAUAGUUAACUAUUUUUAUUUAUUACAAUAUAUGAACAAAAAUAAUUUUUCUAUAUAUAUACCGUUAUCUCCAACUUUUGAUUUUCUAAAAUAUUUUAAAGAAAUAAAUAAAUGUAAACAGAAUCAUUAUGAUAAUGGGAAGGAUACACAUAAGUUGAACAUGAUAGAACAUAUGAAGCAAGAAAAAAAGGAGGAAGGUGAACAGAUGAUAGGAACGACAUAUUUAUCUUCAAAUUGUCGACAUAAAUCGUUUUUUUUAUCACCAUCAUGUGAAUUGUGUGAAUUGUGUGAAUUGUGUGAAUCAUGUGAAUUGUGUGAAUCAUGUAAAUUGUGUGAAUCAUGUAAAUUGUGUGAAUCAUGUAAAUUGUGUACAUCGUGUUAUUAUAAUUUCUUCAAUUUUAAUGAAAGGAAAGAAGAAAUACAUAAGCACUUAUAUACAUCACAUACAUUCCUAGAAAGAGAAGAAACAAGAUACAUUUGCCUCAUAUCACCACAUAUAAAGAAUGAUAUGUUAAGUUAUAUGGACAUGAAAAAAAUCAAGCAGUGGUUAAAAUUACUAAACUUACUAAUUUUUUUAAACAUAAAAGAUGUGUAUAUAUUUGGAGAGUUGUUUUCCUUAUUUCUUAUCUUUUUUUAUGAUAGUAAUAUUAUAAGAGGCGAAAUUUGUGAGUCCAAAAAAAAAAACAAAAAUAAUAUAUAUGUAAAGUUCGAUACAAAUUAUAAUAUACAAACAGAAAAGAAAAAAAAAAAAAAAAACAAUUUACAUGAUAAUAAAAAAGGAAACAAAGGAAUUCGUUAUAAUAAUAUUGAUGAUAAUAAAAUAGAUAUGGACACAUCAAAACAUUUUACAAAAAAUAAUGACCAUAUUAAUAACAUGAAGAAUUAUAUAAACGUUCAAUUUUGUGACUUUUCAGCAUUUCCUGAAAAUGUAUUAUUGUUAUUAAAAUUUUCUUUGUUUAAUAUUUUUAAUUUAUAUGAAAAAUAUAAAAUAAAUAUACAUUUUCCAAAAGAUUUAAUUAUAAAAAUGAAAUCAACACAAUGUAAUGACUUUACAUUUAAUUCUUCUUUAUCUUCUUUUGUUUCUUUUCCUGAUGACAUUUUAUUAUAUUGUUUAUUACCACACAAAAAUUAUAAAAACAUGAUAUUAUUUUCUAAGAAAAACUUUCUUAAUAAAUAUACAAAUAAAUUAAAGAAAAUAAAUAUGGAUCACAUUAGUAAAGUAAAUGUUAUUCUUAAAACUAACAAAGCACAAAAUCCUGAACAUAAUCAAGAGGAUCAUCAAAACGAAAACAAAACAAUUUAUUAUACGGAUAAUAUAAUAAUAACGUCUCAAAAUAAUCAUAUGAAAAAUAGUAAUCACAUUAAAAAGGUGUCUAUUAUUAAUAUAGGAAAACUCACACUUUAUUAUAUUUUAAAAAAUAUAAAUCAAAAUAAUAAAAUCCUAUGGUUAUGUGGAUCUCUUGAAAAAAAUAUAAAAGAAAAUUAUAAAAAUAGUAUACAUAUAUUUCAAUAUAUUUAUAAUAUACAACGACGUAAAAAAAAUUUUGAUUCGACCUUAUAUUCUAACAUAAUACAUGUUAAUAAUUUUAUAAUCUUAAACAAACAAAUUUAUUGGUUAUAUUACAGUCAACUAAGUAAAAAUAUAUAUAUACCUUUUAUUUAUAAAACAUAUAAAAUCUUACUACAAAUUUUUGAUAGAAAAUUUUCAAAAAGGGACAUCUUAUCUUACAUAAUAUAA